Molecule: messenger RNA, 3563 nt
Organism: Chelonus insularis
Lineage: Eukaryota; Metazoa; Arthropoda; Insecta; Hymenoptera; Braconidae
Gene: Myo31DF
Product: Unconventional myosin ID
Exons: 10
Coding region: 364-3315 (983 amino acids)
Biological process (GO): vesicle transport along actin filament; actin filament organization
Cellular component (GO): myosin complex; actin cytoskeleton; plasma membrane
Molecular function (GO): ATP binding; actin filament binding; microfilament motor activity
Source: RefSeq, a predicted model, not a curated record
CUCUUUCCCCUUCAUAUGGAACUUGUGUGAUGACACAUACAGAAAGUUUCUUCAAGUGUUGAUGAAAAACUGUCAGGUGGAGCAGUCUCGUCAUUGGAAUUGGAGUUAAUGUAAAAGCUGAAACCACCGUUUGCAUGGCUUCAUAUAUUUGCUAAUGAUUUUAUAACGUUUAUUUUAUUUUCAUAUGUGAAAUAAAAAGUAAAGAAAUUUAUAUUUUAUAUUUAUGAUCAGUGGUUAAACAAGUUUAAGUUGAGGAAAGUAACAAGUUAGAAUGGCGACUCAAGAAGAGUCUGUGGGAAUCGGUGAUUUCGUUCUCCUGGAUGAAAUUACAAUUGAAAAAGUGGUUAAUAAUCUCCGCACAAGAUGAUUUUUUUCAGAUUCAAUGGCGAAAAAUAUUAUACAUAUAUUGGAGAAGUUCUUGUUAGUGUUAAUCCUUAUAGAACCACUAAUAUUUAUGGACAAGAUCAAAUCAAUAAGUAUAAAAAUAGAGAACUUUUCGAAAAUCCACCACAUAUUUUUGCAAUUGCAAAUGCUGUUCAUAGAGAGAUGAAACAACAAGGAAAAGACACGUGUAUUGUGAUAAGUGGCAAAUCAGGAUCUGGAAAAACAGAAGCUAGCAAAAUUAUAAUGAAAUAUAUAGCAGCCAUAACUAAUCUAUCAGGUCAACAAGAAAUUGAAAGAGUAAAAAACAUUUUAAUUCAAUCAAAUUCAAUAUUAGAAGCUUUUGGAAAUGCAAAAACGAAUAGAAAUGAUAAUUCAUCAAGAUUUGGAAAAUAUAUGGAUAUUAAUUUUGACUUCAAAGGUGAUCCAUUUGGUGGUCAUGUAACAAAUUAUCUUCUUGAAAAAUCUCGCGUUGUUCAUCAACAAAAAGGCGAAAGAAAUUUUCAUUGUUUUUAUCAGUUAUUGUAUGGAUGUAAUGAAGGAGAGUUAAAUAAACUUGGACUGGUGCCUGAUGUAGGUAAAUAUUCGUAUGUAAGUCGUAACAAAGAUAAUAAAAUGAGUGCGACUGACAAAAAUGACUAUAAAGCAGUCAUUUCUGCAAUGAAGACUUUGGGGUUUUCUCAAAAUGAAAUACAGACUGUUUGGGAUAUCAUUGCUGGUAUAUUACAUCUUGGCAAUGUAACAUUUACUUUAGAAGAUGAUAGUCUAGUAAUUAAUAAUAAAACAGCCCUAAAUGAAACUGCAAAAUGUUUUUCAAUAAGUCCCAAUAAAUUUAGCACUGCAUUAUCUGAAAGAGUAAUUGCAGCAGGGGGUGAAGUAAUGCAGAAGAGACACACAUCAACAGAAGCUGAAUAUGGCAGAGAUGCUUUGGCAAAAGCUAUUUAUGAGCGAUUAUUUUCAUGGAUUGUUUCAAGAAUAAAUGGAUCAAUUAAUAUUGAUGAUAAUUCAUCAUAUAAAAGUUAUAAAGGAACGUUGAUUGGAGUUUUAGAUAUUUACGGUUUUGAAAUAUUUAAUACCAAUAGUUUUGAGCAAUUUUGUAUUAAUUAUUGCAAUGAAAAAUUACAACAGUUAUUUAUUGAACUUGUUCUAAAACAAGAACAAGAAGAAUACAAAAGAGAAGGUAUCACUUGGCAGUUUGUAGACUAUUUUAACAAUCAAAUUAUUUGUGAUUUAGUUGAACAACCAUAUACAGGAAUUAUAGCCAUUAUGGAUGAAGCUUGUUUGAAUGUUGGCAAAGUUACUGAUGAGAUGCUGUUAGAAGCAAUGGAUAAACGAUUAGCAAAUCACAAGCAUUUUACAACUCGUCAAUCUAAUCCAAUGGACAAAGAAUUGCAACAUAAAACGCAAUUUCGAAUAAAACAUUAUGCUGGAGAUGUAGUUUAUAAUGUUGAAGGUUUUUUAGAUAAAAAUAAAGAUACUUUAUUCCAAGACUUCAAACGUUUAAUGUAUAAUAGUCAGAAUAAAAUAGUGAGUUCUAUGUGGCCAGAAGGAUCCGAAAAUAUAACUAAAACGACAAAGAGGCCAUUAACUGCUAGCACACUGUUUAAAAAUUCAAUGAUUGCAUUGGUGAAAAAUUUAAUGAGCAAAGAACCUUUUUAUGUACGAUGUAUUAAACCCAAUGAAGUUAAAUUACCUAUGGUGUUCGAUGAAGAGGAAGUUGAACAUCAAGUGAGAUAUCUUGGAUUACUUGAAUAUAUUCGUGUUAAGCGUGCAGGAUUUGUGUAUAGACAACGUUACGAUAAAUUUUUGAAAAGAUAUAAAAUGAUUUCUCAGUACACUUGGCCAAACUUUCGUGGUGGUAAUGAUAGAGACGGUGUCCAGACAUUGAUGGAAGAGAAAGGAUUCGCUCACGAUAUAAAAUAUGGUCAGACAAAAAUAUUCAUUCGUUCACCUAGAACAUUAUUUGCUCUAGAGAAAGCUCGGAGUGAUUUGAUACCUGGAAUAGUUGUUUUAUUACAAAAACAAUGGCGAGGAUAUUUAUGUCGUAGAAGUUAUAAAAGGAUGCGAGCUAUUUUAGUAAUAAUGAGACAUUAUCGUCGUUAUAAACAACGUUCUUAUAUAUGUCAACUUCAACAAACAUUCAAAUCUGCUAAAACAAUGAAAAAAUAUGGCAAACUGUUACCAUGGCCGCGUGAUAAUUAUGCAAUAAGACCAGUAAUACCAGCUUUGAAAAUGAUGUAUUCUCGAUGGAGAGCUUGGAUGAUUCUUCGAGUUAUUCCUCCGGAAGAUAGACCGCAAUUGAUGUUAAAAAUGGCAGCUGGUGCUGUAUUACGAUCAAAACGCCAAUAUUGGGGUCAAGAAAGACGUUGGGAAGGCAAUUAUUUAUCUAAACCAGAAGAAAAUGUUCAUUAUAAUACUUAUAAUUCUGCGAUGCAUAAUUUAAAAAGUACUGAACAUUUCAAGACUAUUGAUUUUAGUGCAUUUAUUAAAAAAAUUAAUAAAUUCGGUAAACAAACGGAUCGAGUUUUAGUUGUAACUGAUCAUGCAAUUUAUAAAUUAGAAAGUUUGAAAUUUAAGUCUAUGAGAAAAGGUAUUCCAAUAGCUGAAAUUACAGGAGUCAGUGUUUCUCCAGGAAAAGAUCAGCUUGCAACGAUUCAUUCCAAUAAAGGCAAUGAUUUCAUUUUCUAUAUAGAUGCCAUGGAAAAUCGUGUCGGUGAACUUGUAGGAGUUUUGUGUUCUCGAUAUUACAAGAUGAGAGGAAGCGAUUUACAAGUAAAUGUAGAUUCAAGAUUUAAAUGUAUGAUAGGAAAUAAGAGCAAAGUUUUGCAGAUUGAAGUAAGACCAGAAGUAAUAUCACCAUUAUUUAAAAAAGAAGGAGAUCGAAUUGUUUACAUAUUACCUUCAACCAACAUGGAUAAUGGAGUUCAUCGAUAAUAAAAUAAAAUGAAUAUAAUUGAAUUAAAUAAUCAUGAUAAAAAAAUUGAAAUAAUAUCACACAAAUGAGUUAUUUGUACAAAUAAUUGUUGAGACUUGAUUCCGGAGUAUUCAAGAUGGUUUUUUGCAUCAUAUAAUUUUUAUACUUGUUUAGAAAUGUACUUAAAUAUGCGCUUAACUGCCCAGUUAACAAACUAAUUAAUGUUAAAAUGAAAGAAAAUAAUAAUUGAAAUGUUUAUUGUUGUAAA